Messenger RNA from Penicillium alfredii, 2802 nucleotides. Its product is annotated as putative transmembrane glycoprotein. Gene Ontology annotation, cellular component: sarcolemma; dystroglycan complex. NCBI's taxonomy places the organism in Eukaryota, Fungi, Ascomycota, Eurotiomycetes, Eurotiales, Aspergillaceae. The coding region runs from base 1 to 2802 and encodes 933 amino acids. Gene Ontology annotation, biological process: axon guidance; muscle attachment; nerve development. The transcript has a single exon. The record is from RefSeq and is a predicted model, not a curated record. Gene Ontology annotation, molecular function: calcium ion binding; laminin binding.
AUGGCGCUUUUCCUCAUCGUCGUCCUGGCACUUUUUGCCCUCAACGCAGCAGCUUUGUCGGCCAACUAUCCCAUCAAUGCGCAGUUGCCGCCUGUCGCCCGAAUUUCGCAGCCAUUUCGAUUUGUCUUUGACCAAAGCACAUUCGCACAAAGCGACUCGGACACAAAAUAUUCGCUAUCCGACGCACCGUCAUGGCUCUCGGUGGAUAGCAAGAGUCGCACACUAUCAGGCACGCCCAAGUCUGACGACAAGGGCUCCAAGAAAUUCAAGCUCGUGGCGUCGCAGGGAUCAGAAUCCGACAGCAUGGAGGUUACCUUGAUCGUGACGCCCGACGAAGGGCCCACAGUGGGCAAACCAAUUGCUUCGCAACUUCCAUCAUUGGGCCCGGUCUCCUACCCAGCGACACUUUUCAUGCACCCCGGGAGUUCAUUCUCAAUUUCCUUUGAUCAGGAAACCUUCCGCCGUACACAUCCUUCCACGAUCUACUAUGGUACUUCACCGAACAACGCACCGCUGCCGUCGUGGAUCAGUUUUGAUCCUGUGGGGCUCAAAUUCUCCGGCAACAGCCCAUCCUUUCCAGGCUCAGCGUCUCAGUCUUUUACCUUUCAGCUCGUUGCAUCGGAUGUCACUGGCUACAGCGCGGCCAACCAAACUUUUGACCUCGUGAUUGGCCCGCAUAUCAUGGCGUUUAAUGAGACGGUUCAGACGUUCAACCUCACGAGGGGCCAGAAAUUUAGUAGCCCGGAGUUUCACAGUCUCCUGCAAUUGGAUGGCUCGCCAGCUUCGGACAAGGAUGUGAAGAAGGUGGAUGCUGAAUUACCGCACUGGUUAUCCCUGGACAAGGAUUCUAUUUCUCUAAGUGGCACACCCUCUGGGGGCUCUGCGAAUGAGAACAUCACCAUUACCGUGACAGAUACCUACAAUGAUGAGGCAAAACUCAUGGUUCGCCUGAGGUUUUUCGAGCUGUUUCUUGACACAAUCGACGGCUGCAAAGCCGGCAUUGGCCAGGAUUUCAAAUUUGUAUUCAACCAAUCUAUUGUCACGGACGACGCUGUGGAGCUUGAUGUCGAUUUGGACCAGCAACUCUCAUGGCUCACCUACAACUCUGACAAUAAAACUCUCUAUGGACACGUUCCCGCGGACAUGCAGCCGCAAAAAUUCACUCUUUCCCUAACGGCUCACCAAGGACCCAACAAAGAUACCCGAGACUUUGAGCUGGAUGUUGUCAAGGCAUCGGACACGAACUCGGGCUCUUCGGAGCCGUUUUCGAAAUCGGACAAAUCUUCACAUAAAAAGGCGGGGAUCAUCGCCAUUGCCGUGGUGAUUCCUAUUGUGGCAAUCAUAAGCUUGGCGAUCCUCUUCUGCUGCUGGCGCCGCAGAAGAAACGCUUCUACACUUGAAGAGGAGGGUCAAUCGAAUGCGAAGCCGCCGCCGCCGCCGCGACCUGCCCGGCCUGACAUGCCGAACUGCCAGCCAAGUCCUACCAACGACGGGCAUUCUCAUGACGCCUCCGAUGACUGGAUGAGCCCAAUGUCUCCUACCUCGGAUCUUCCCAAGCUUGAACUGGGGCCGGCGUGGAACGUGGCCUCCUUCGAAAAACAAGAACACCCAGUGAUUGCAGCCCCUCAACCUAGCCCGCCGCCUCGCUCUCCCGCCCGCGGCAAGCUCGUUCCCUUCAGAGAUUCGAUUAUCGAAGAGAAGUCUGCCGAUUCUCCCACAAGAAAGCAAAACAAGCGUCUUUCCUUCACCAGCAGCCCGCCUGUGCGCCGUCGAACCACCAAUCGCUCCAGACGCGAGCCCUUGAAAACGAUCCAGCCCAGAGCGAUGAAGCGUGAAUCCAUCCAAUCGUCCCGGUCCAAGAGGUACUCAAAACGCUCGAGUGGAAUUUCGUCUGUCGCCUCCGGGUUACCCGUUCGACUGAGCGGCGCUGGGCAUGGUGCUGGAGGGUUUGGUCCUCCUGGGCACGGAGCUGUGCAGAUGUCCUGGCAAAACACCAAAGCAUCGUUGCUGAGUGACGAGAACAGCCUGACCAAUAUUGCCCCUCUGUUUCCUCGGCCCCCUGCUGCCGCGCGCAUGAGGCAUAGCAUGGCCUCCAGCAUUCCCGAGAACAGUAAGCGGGUGACGUUACGGACAGUAGAGCCCGAUGAAUCGACCAUUUCUGAAGCCGACUCGCUGGAAGCAUUUGUCCACAGCCGGGCAAAGAACCGCAACUCUGCCAACCCGUUGUUCUCUGCCCAGAUCAGCCGGCGCACCUCGUCCGGUCUGCGCGCUCUGGAGCGUGCCCGCAGUCUGCGCAGUCGGGCGGACACCGUGUCUGUGUCGACCUUCACUGACGAGUACCGCCAGUCCAUCCAAGAGCGACCCCACUCCACGGCGCUGUCCGUCUCUGAAUACGGGGAUGAGAACCGCCUCUCCCAGUACCACACCCUGCAGCCCCCACCAAACCUGCUCCCCCUGGCGGAGAGCACCAAGGGCCAGAGCCAGCUGAGUCUGGCACAGGACUACCGGGGUGUCAUCUCACCACUGCCCCGGUUCUGGAGUGAAAACAGCUUGAGCAGUACUCGGCGAUUGGAGUCAGGAACCCAUGCCAAAUCCCAAGCUGCUGACGGCGAAUCAGCCAUCCCCCAGAGUUCAUCCAUGGUCUCCGAUCUUGAGGAGCAUUUGAUGCGUAAGACCAGCCCUCACAAGGCCAAGGUCCAUCGGCAAUCAUGGAGGAUUUCCCUUGAUCCACCACCUCCGGUCAAGAGUGGGAGCAACCGAGGUCUUCCUGUUGCCAGCAGUGGGGAGCUUGCCUUUGUUUGA